AUGGGUGCACCGCAGACCCCACGGUCUAUUGACGAUGUGGAGGUGCCGCUUCCAAGGGUCGCUGUUGUGGAAGAAUUAAGUGAGCAACAAGACCGCAAAAUGGAGCGACGUCGAGGAGGACAGGGCCCGCGGCGGCGCGGGCUCGAAAACGAGCUGGAAGGCGAGCGCCGGAGACCCCGACGCAGGCCAAGGAAGAAGAAAAAUGACACCGUCACUGUGGUGACGACUGUAGAUCUGUACCGUGUGCGGUACAGAUCUGAACAACGCGAAAACUCCCGAGUUAACAUGUUAUCCCGGACAGCCAACGCCCUACGCUCACGUUCAAUACAGUCCUUGUUCUUCAGGUCAUCAGAGAUGCCCUAG
Molecule: messenger RNA, 363 nt
Organism: Spodoptera littoralis (African cotton leafworm)
Lineage: Eukaryota; Metazoa; Arthropoda; Insecta; Lepidoptera; Noctuidae
Source: the annotation of a GenBank genome assembly